This is a messenger RNA of Archocentrus centrarchus (flier cichlid), 1041 nucleotides long. RefSeq names its product caspase-1-like. Gene Ontology annotation, cellular component: NLRP3 inflammasome complex; AIM2 inflammasome complex; IPAF inflammasome complex. Gene Ontology annotation, biological process: proteolysis; regulation of apoptotic process; regulation of inflammatory response. The transcript is spliced from 8 exons. The record is from RefSeq and is a predicted model, not a curated record. Lineage: Eukaryota; Metazoa; Chordata; Actinopteri; Cichliformes; Cichlidae. Gene Ontology annotation, molecular function: cysteine-type endopeptidase activity. The coding region runs from base 1 to 1041 and encodes 346 amino acids.
AUGGCAGUGGCAGGUAUUUCAAAAAUUCACUGCUUAUUUUCUAUUUUAGACAAGGAGCUUCACAGGGUAAGGACAAGCUUUGUGGAAAAGGUGUCCGAAACAGUUAUUAAACAGCUCCUGGAUGACCUUGCAGAGGAUCGUGUGCUGAAUGAUGGGGAGUGUGAGUCAGUACUUGAAAAAAAUACCACCAGAGCUGACAAUGCACGCUGUCUCAUUGACAUUGUGAAGAGAAAAGGACCCAAAGCCAGCAACACGAUGAUCGCUCAUAUUUACCCUGUGUCAGAAAAGUCCAUUAGCAGUCGUGUGGCCCUGCUAAUCACCAAUCGAAAUUUUGCUGAUAAGAAUUUAACCCGAAAAGGAGCUGAGGUUGAUGAGGAGAACAUGGAGAAACUCCUCAAAUAUCUACAAUACGAUGUGGUGAAAUACAACGAUCUCACUGGAAAGGGGAUCGAUGAGGCUCUCGGUCAGUUCUCCAAACAUCCCAAACUCACAGAGACAGACAGUGUGUUUGUGGUGAUUAUGUCUCAUGGGAUGCUGGGAAUUGUCCUCUGUGUCAAUCAUAGAGAAGACAAACCGGAUGAAUUCCCCGUUGACAAGAUUUGCAAACACUUGGACUCAAAGGGAUGCCCUGCACUGCUGAACAAACCCAAGAUCAUCAUCAUCCAGGCCUGCAGAGGAGAAGAAAUUGGAUCUGUUCUUGUUAGCGAUGGUGCAGAAGCAUCUGUGGUCUGUGAUGAUGUGUCGGGGAAAGGCCCUGUCCAUGGAGACGGCAUUGUGGAGGAUGCUCUUCGUUCUGUGCACAAAGAAAAGGACUUCGUUUAUUUUAUGUCCAGCACCCCUGAUACUAAAUCAUAUAGACAUACAAAGCAGGGAUCUUUGCUGAUCCAGUUCAUUUAUGAGGUAUUCAACACCUGCUCCAAAAAGGAUGACAUAGAUGAACUUUUCAGAAAGGUGAUGCGACAUUUUGAAAAUUACAGUUCCCAAGAUGCUCUAAGACAGAUGCCAUCCAAAGACAGAGAGACACUAACAAAGCACUACUGA